CCAAGAAGAUGAAUUUGAACAUUUCCAUCCCCGUGGUACUCACCAUCUAUAUUUUCACCUUCGUGAUUGGCCUCCCAUCCAACCUCCUGGCCUUCUACGCCCUCCUGGUGAAGGUCCGCCACAAACCCACCCCUAUCGACAUCCUUCUGCUCAACCUCACUAUCUCCGACAUCUUGCUCCUCAUCUUCCUCCCCUUCAAGAUGGUGGAGGCCGCCUCCGGCAUGCAGUGGCCCUUGCCUAAGUUUCUCUGCCCACUCACCAGCUUCAUCUACUUCGGUAGCAUCUACAUCAGCUCCCUCUUCCUCAUGGCCAUCAGUGUUGAGCGCUACUUGGGGGUGGCCUUUCCCAUCAAGUACAAGCUCCGGCGCCGGCCAGCCUAUGCCAUCGCCGCCUCUGUGUUUUUUUGGGUUGUGGCCUGCAGCCACUGCAGCAUCGUCUACAUUGUCCAGUACAAAGACAACUCAAGCUCCUCCAACGGGACGACAUCCCCCUUUGAGAAGUCCCACUGCUAUGAAAAUUUCACCCCUAUGCAGCUCCAAAUCCUCCUUCCUGUCCGUCUGGAGCUCUUCAUCGUCCUCUUCUGCCUCCCCUUCACUAUCACUGUCUUCUGCUACGUCAACUUUGUCCGCAUCCUCCUGGCCUUGCCCCAAAUCCGGGCCCAGCGGAAGCAUCGAGCUCUAGGCCUGGCUGUGGCCACCUUGGUCAACUUCAUAGUCAGUUUUGCCCCCUACAAUGUGUCCCAUGUGGUGGGCUUUGUCCGGAACGAGAGCCCCUGCUGGAGGGUUUACGUUCUUCUCCUCACCACCCUCAAUGCCUCCUUGGACCCCGUCGUCUUCUACUUCUCCUCCACUGCUGUCCAGCAGGCCUUUGCCAAAUGCCUGGCCAGCCUGAGGCACAAACUCAGCGCCCUCACGGCCCGGUGCCAUCUCCCCUGGUUGACUCGCUUUGAGGAAGGGAUCAGCGAGGUGGAGGUGGCCAGUGGGGACAAGGCUGAGGAAUCGAUGGUGUGA
This is a messenger RNA of Pelodiscus sinensis (Chinese soft-shelled turtle), 1010 nucleotides long. Its product is annotated as free fatty acid receptor 2-like. Gene Ontology annotation, biological process: cellular response to fatty acid; G protein-coupled receptor signaling pathway. Gene Ontology annotation, molecular function: G protein-coupled receptor activity. The record is from RefSeq and is a predicted model, not a curated record. NCBI's taxonomy places the organism in Eukaryota, Metazoa, Chordata, Testudines, Trionychidae. Gene Ontology annotation, cellular component: plasma membrane.